GAGGAAUCAUUUGAAAGACUUUGGGAAGUGAGCUCACGCCUUGAACUACCACUUAAGUAGUUAGGUGUGGUAUUUGCAGCUGUGCCGCUUCACUUUGUUUUUAGGGUUUUUUAGAGUCUCUCUUUCUUUUUACCUUUCUCAUCGCCUCAGUCGAGACACAAAAUUCAAAUAUGAGCCUCCAUCCCCAAGUCAAGUGGGCCCAGAGACCUGAUGUGGUGUAUCUCACAGUGCUAUUACCAGAUGCUAAAGAUUCGAAAGUAAACCUGGAUCCAGAAGGAGUUUUUACCUUCAGUGCUACAGCUGGGGCAGGAGAUCGUCACUAUGAGCUGAAACUUGAGCUCCUGGAUAAAGUUAAUGUUGAGGAGAGCAAAAUAAGUAUUGGCGUGAGAAGUAUAGUCUGCGUUUUGCAAAAAGCAGAGCCAAAAUGGUGGAACAAAUUAUUGCGUGGAGAUGCGAAAACACCACACUAUGUGAAAGUAGAUUGGGAUAAGUGGGUGGAUGAAGAUGAUGAAGCUGAUGCUGGUCCUGGCGAUAUGGAUAUGAACUCAAUGGAUUUCUCGAAAUUCGGUGAUAUGGGUGGAAUGAUGGGUGGAAUGGGAGGUGAUAUGGCUGGAAUGAUGGGUGGAAUGGGUGGAAUGAUGGGUGGGAUGGGUGGCAUGAUGGGCGGGAUGGGAGGUGAUAUGGCUGGAAUGAUGGGUGGAAUGGGAGGUGAUAUGGGGGAUGACCUUGAUGAUAGCGAUGAUGAAGAGCAAGAAGUGACAAAGCCUUCAGCUAAAGCUGAUGAGAAGGUAGAUGGGGAGCCUAAGGAAGAAGGCAGCAAGGUAGCUGAUGAGGCUAAAUAGGGAAAAAGUGGGAGCUCCGCCAGGCUCUCGAGUGCAUAAAUAGAGGUUGUUGCAGAGAUUGUUGGCUUUGCUUUCAGCAAUGCACUAGAGUGGCAUGGUUAUAAGUAGUCCCUUUCAGUUCAUGAAAGUAGAGAAAGCUUGUUGCGCUUGGGAGUUUGCUGUGAGGGACAUUAUCAUUUUCAUCCACCUGAGCUGGAAAACAUACCUCUAUUCUCUAAAAUUUGGGUUUUUGUAAUAUUGUUUAAGUUCGACUGAAAAUGGUGUUUUUGAAUGACUUGGAUCAAAUCUCUGUACCUUUCUGAACUGCCAUCUCUCUUUUUCGUG
Nicotiana tabacum (common tobacco) is the source of this 1166-nucleotide messenger RNA. RefSeq lists its product as uncharacterized. Gene Ontology annotation, cellular component: nucleus; cytosol. Lineage: Eukaryota; Viridiplantae; Streptophyta; Magnoliopsida; Solanales; Solanaceae. Gene Ontology annotation, molecular function: Hsp90 protein binding; protein-folding chaperone binding. Gene Ontology annotation, biological process: protein folding; chaperone-mediated protein complex assembly. The record is from RefSeq and is a predicted model, not a curated record.